Messenger RNA from Alosa sapidissima (American shad), 6084 nucleotides. It is a transcript of the gene ntrk2b, whose product is annotated as neurotrophic tyrosine kinase, receptor, type 2b. Gene Ontology annotation, biological process: cellular response to brain-derived neurotrophic factor stimulus; trans-synaptic signaling by neuropeptide, modulating synaptic transmission; regulation of phosphatidylinositol 3-kinase/protein kinase B signal transduction. Gene Ontology annotation, cellular component: signaling receptor complex; axon; plasma membrane. The transcript is spliced from 18 exons. Gene Ontology annotation, molecular function: brain-derived neurotrophic factor receptor activity; brain-derived neurotrophic factor binding; ATP binding. Lineage: Eukaryota; Metazoa; Chordata; Actinopteri; Clupeiformes; Clupeidae. The coding region runs from base 513 to 2915 and encodes 800 amino acids. The record is from RefSeq and is a predicted model, not a curated record.
GAACCAAUUAUUGAGUAAAUGCAAUUAUAACGAUGGCUUGAGGAGAUGCGCUCGUCCGCGGCAGUAAUCAAUAGGCGCCUGCAGGUAUACGCUGCUUUCUCGCACACGCACUCUGUCGCUACAUCACCACGCACUCCCCGUUUUGCUUGUUUUCUUCCACGGCGCUGGAUGUAGCGUCAGCACCGUAGAUAUUGCAUAGUGCCUGCGGCGCCACGUUUUUGCCACCCAGUGCCAGUUUCUCGGAGACGGGGCGGCCGUUACUGACACAGGACGGGGGAUUUUGGCACCCUUAUUCGCGGCGUCGACAUGUAAUGGUGUGAUACCACCAUUCUGCGGAGACAGAGGGAAAGGCCAUUCCAUGACAGUCGCGCCUCACACUGAACAGCUCUGCGCCUCCCUGAUCAGCGGCGCCCGCGUCCACGCUGCUGAACCAUACUGCUGAGAUAAUAUCAACAAUUAAGAACCAAAAUAGCGCUUUAAUCAAAUAUUGGUGGAAUAUCCUGGGACCCACCAUGGUCGGAGGGGGGUGUGGAAUGGCUCGCUUGGGAUUCUACGGGGUUUUGAUGGGGCUUUGGGGGUUUAGCGCCGCUUCUUGCCCUACAUCCUGUACUUGCAGUACCUCGAGGAUUGUAUGUAUCGAACAAGACCCGGGGAUCGAGGAUUUCCCCAAAUUGGCGGAGGAGAGUGACAUGGAAAACAUCACAGAUAUAUUCAUUACAAAUCAGGACAGAUUAUUUACAAUCAGCGAAUCACAUAUGAAGUCUUACUUCAAUCUCAGGAAUCUAACUGUUACAAACUCUCAACUGUCAUCAAUAUCUCCGAAAGCCUUCCUCUACAAUGCAAGACUUCAGUAUCUAAAUCUCAAAGACAAUAACCUGUCAACAUUAUCAUGGAAAGCGUUCAAAAAUUCAAAUAUGUCAUAUUUGUAUCUAUCUGGCAACCCUCUGCAGUGUUCUUGUGAGAACAUGUGGAUUAAGUUGUGGCUGGGCCUGGAUGAGACUGAGAACCAGGAGCUCCAGUGUAUUGAUGAGGGAGGCAUAAAGUCUCUGUCCAGAUUGGCCCCAGCAGCCUGUGAACCUCCCACAGCCAAUGUGACCCCAUCCAUUCUUACUCAGAUGAAUGGAACCGAUGCCACAGUGGUCUGUACCGUCUCAGGACAUCCCACCCCAGAAUUCAUGUGGAACACCGACACCCUGGCAACCAGUGCUGAGGUGUACCCGUCCAAGCUGGAGUCCAGGCUGGUUCUCAGCAGGCUCUCGCCAGCGGACAACGGCCGGGAGAUCACCUGCAGCGCCGAGAACGUGGUGGGCCAGAAGGAGGCUACCCUGCAGCUCAACGUCCUCUUCCCUCCCACCAUCGUGCACCUGCAGGAGCCGCGUCAGAACGCGCACUGGUGCAUCUUCUUCCUGGUGCGCGGCAACCCCCUGCCCACGCUGGAGUGGUACCACCACGGCGAGCUGCUCGUCGAGCACGGCUACGUGCAGACGCGCAUCUACGAGGAGAAGGAGAGUGAGAAGGAGGGCUGUCUGGAGCUGCAGAACCCCACACACAUCCACAACGGCGAGUACAAGCUGAUGGCGCGGAACAAGUACGGCACAGAUGAGAAGAGGGUGGAGGCUCACUUCAUUCCCCCUCCGCCAUAUGCCGAUGAGUCCACCGUACCUUACUAUGAAUGUGGCGAUGGGUUUCCUGAGUGCCAAGAUACUCCACCCCCACAAUCCGAGGACAAGGUGGCUGUAUAUGCUGUGGUUGGAGUGGCUGGUGUCGCACUGACAGGGUGCAUCCUCAUGCUGGUCAUUCUAAAGUACGGGAGGAACUCAAAGUUUGGCCUCAAAGGCUCCUCAUCCGUCAUCAGUAACGAUGAUGACUCCGCCAGUCCUCUCCACCACGUCUCCAACGGCAACAACACCCCGUCGUCCUCAGAGAUGGGCCCCGACGCCGUCAUCAUCGGAAUGACAAAGAUCCCAGUCAUCGAGAACCCGCAGUACUUCCGCAACACUGGCAGCAUUCUGAAGAUGGACACGUUUGUGCAACACAUCAAGCGCCACAACAUCGUCUUGAAGAGGGAGCUGGGAGAGGGUGCUUUUGGGAAGGUUUUUCUGGCAGAGUGCUACAGUUUGUCACCAGACCAGGACAAGAUACUGGUGGCUGUCAAGACACUGAAGGAGGCCAGCGAGAGUGGCCGGGCGGAUUUCUACCGCGAGGCCGAGCUGCUGACCAACCUGCAGCACGAGCACAUUGUCACCUUCUACGGCGUGUGUGUGGAGAGCGACCCCCUUAUCAUGGUAUUCGAGUACAUGAAACACGGCGACCUCAAUAAGUUCCUCAGGGCCCAUGGUCCGGACGCGGUGCUGAUGGCGGACGGUCAACAGAGCGUGAUGGUGGAGCUGACGCAGUCUCAGAUGUUGCACAUCGCGCAGCAGAUCGCUGCGGGCAUGGUCUACCUGGCCUCGCAGCACUUCGUCCACAGGGACCUGGCCACGCGCAACUGCCUGGUGGGGGAGAACUUGCUGGUCAAGAUCGGCGACUUCGGCAUGUCGCGGGACGUGUACAGUACUGACUACUACAGGGUGGGAGGCCACACCAUGCUGCCCAUCCGCUGGAUGCCCCCAGAAAGCAUCAUGUACCGAAGGUUCACCACCGAAAGCGACGUAUGGAGCCUGGGCGUAGUGCUCUGGGAGAUCUUCACCUACGGCAAGCAGCCCUGGUACCAGCUCUCCAACAAUGAGGUUAUCGAGUGCAUCACCCAGGGCAGGGUGCUCCAGCGACCUCGCACCUGUCCCAAGGAAGUGUACGACCUGAUGCUGGGCUGCUGGCAGCGUGAACCCUACAUGAGACUCAGCAUUAAAGAGAUCCACGGCCUCCUUCAGAGCCUGGCCAAAGCAUCGCCAGUCUACCUGGACAUCCUGGGCUAGCUAUCUGGCUCCGCAAGGGUCAAGCCUAGGCCCAGGGAGAGAGAACACAAGGAUGCUUUUCGUCUGUCAAUGAGAGGGUGAAGUUUGGAGAUGAGCGUUUGAGUUUGUGUGUGUGUGUGUGUGUGUGUGUGAGAGAGAGAGAGACAGAGAAAGAGAGAGAGAGAGAGAUAGAUGAUUGAGUUGUGUGCUUGUGUGCAUUUAUGCGUAUGCACAACACAUACACAGAGUGCAAAAAUGGGGAAAAAAUGUGUUUGUGUGUGAGUGUUUGUGUGUGUGUGUGUGUGUGUGUGUGUGUGGUUGUUCCUGCCUCUUCACCACAUAGACAAAGGCCUUAAAUUUGAUUGUGAUGAUUUUGUUUUUCUUUUGAUUUGAGUUUUUGCUUUCCGAGAGGUAUUCUGAUCUGCCCAGCGUUUAUUGUCCUCUUGUAGUCUCUGUGUGUGCAGGGGAGGAACAAAGGAAAAACUGACUUCUGUAAAUACUCUUCUUCUUUUUUCCGUCUUUAUGGACCACAUAACGAAGCUCACUUUUUUUUCCCUUCUCCUUCUAUCAAAAGGAAAGAAAACUUUAUGGAGCAACAUGCAAAAUGGGAAGCAAAAAAAAAAAAGAUGCAGAAAAUGACCCCAUUGCAACAAAACCCAGGCCUACUGCUUAUGUGUGUUCUAGGGUAAAAACAAACGUACUGUAGAUAUGAGUAACUGUGAAAAACAAAACGGGAUUUGUCCGGUUGUGGGAGGGAAGGGUUUGGGUGUUUUUUUUUAAUUAUUAUUAUUAUUAUUAUUAUUUUGUUUUGAUUUUACUGUUAAUUUUUAUCAUUUUAUUACUGAUCAGUAACCUGGAACAUCAGUGCCAAUGUUUUGUUGAGAUUUAUGUUUACAGUUUGUCUGUUUUUUUAUUUUUUUUCUUUAUUUUGUAUUUUUCGGGACUGAAACCUCGGGGACGGUGGCAGGCUGAGGCCGAAGCUGUGGAUGGCUUUCGCUCGCCUGAGGAGCCGUAGCCUCUCACGAGCACAACACUGCCAAACCCUCUGCCCCUCCGCCACCCCACUCAUGUGUCCAUGACUGCAAUACAACAUUCAGCGGGAACUGGCUUUUCCCCUGGUUAAAGAGGGACAAAAUGUUUCUUUUUUUUUCUGUUUUUGUUUUCCUUUGUUGUUGCCGUUAUCUGGACAGAUAUGGUCAUCAUCAGCAUUUUGUUUACACUUUUGACUAGAUUUUGGAAUUUUAUGGCCUGAUCGUCUGUUUUAGCAUAAGCAAAGCGAUUUUGAAUGUGGUGAUAAUGCACUAUAUACUUUACAGUGUGAACUGGGUACUAGAAGCACAGUGAAAACAAAGCAAACAAGUGAAAUAGAGCGGUCAGGUUUUGGGUUAAGGUUUGGGCCAUACUGCUAGCAAGAAGACAUUCACAUGGUGGAGUAUUGCUUUUGUUUAUUUGUUUGUUUGUUUGUUUGUUUGUAUUGUGGAGAGCGCAGUCACCAGCAGUGACACUAAGCAGGUCAAUAGGUCAAUUUGUGUCACGGCAGUCCACUGCUCUUCAAUGUGUUCAUUUUUUUAGCAAUGGAACUUUGGGGGGAAGUCUUCAAAGGCUACUAUUUUAUGGUUAUCGUUGUUAUCUUUGUGAGUAUUAUGAGUUGGCCUUUUCUAGAGGAAAUAUUGUAGCUGCAACCUUUUCAUGGUGAAGGUAUUAAGCAGAGCCACUGGUUGAGACAGUGUGGUGUGCUCCACGGUUUUGAUGACGUUGAUAUUUGAGAUCAUUUGAUGGAAUACCUUUCUCCAAUGGAUUGGCUGGCUUUAUUUGCACUUAAGUUUUUUCCUCAUGUCUUUGUUUUUGUGUGGUUCAUACAGAAUUAUGGUGAGAUGAAACAUGUCAGUGACAAAUUGUGACUUUCGUUGGUAGCAGUGAGUUCUUGUGAAGUGAUGGACAGGGUGGUGUGUGUUUAGCGCGGCAAGACAGAGCUAGGAAAUGGUCGAGUCUGAAACCCUCCCUGAGGUUGGGCAAAAUGUGCAAUGCCACUAUGAAGGGCAGGGAACUCUCAACUACCCAUAAUUCUUACCUCAUGGCAGGACAGGAAGUCUGGGUGUAAAAAGUUUUUUGUGUGAUAAUCAUAAGAUGUACAAGGAAGAUGCUGCGGAUGUGGGUGAGAGAGUGGGAGCACACACAACAAUAGAAAGACCAAAAUUACAUAUUCUUACUGGUUAUAGUCAUAAUUGACAAUAAAAUACUCAUUGACCCUCAUAGACUACCAUUACAGAGACCACUAACUGACUGAACUGAUCAAAAUUGGACCACUGACUCUUAAAACUAUCAAUGAUCUAAAGACCAUGAGCACUUACUGACCUUCUGUCUCACAGAACUGACUGAUGGACUAACUACCCUGAAAACCGACUAUAAGAAAUUUCGUUUUUGUAGGUGAGUGUAUCGCACAUUAACUUCUGAUUCUUUUAGUGACUUGAUGUUGACAACCACAUAACCACAAACUCCUCCCGCUGACUAUGUCGGAAUCAUGGCACAUACGUCCCACUCUCUGUUCCUCUACUCAAUGGGCUAGUUAUAGUGUUGACAGGUAGACCUGUGCCAUGUUACUACAGUGACAGUUGACACUGGUACUUAAAAAUCAUGUGAAGACUAAUCUUGGGCCUGUAAAAGGAUAGUUAGUGGUGAUGCUACAAGUGUGUGUCCGUACUGUAUAUAUGCAAUCAGGUUGUACAUACAUAUGGGCGAACAUCGGCCAUCUGUCAUUUUGUACCCUGAUGUCAACUUCUCAUUGGAGCGUCCCCUCUCGCACAUACACUCAUGCUGUCUUUACUAGCGAUGCGAGGACACCUCACUAGAAUGUACUUUUAGCAUUUAUGCUAACACUAUUGGGGUCCGUGGCUAAGCCAGGACCCAGAGUGUGGGUACUGGAGUGCAUUUUUGGGGUGCCACACGACAGCUGUUGCAUUCUGUCGUACCUGCUGCACAUGUGUACUAUAGAAUCUGAUUGGUCCGUACGAAAAUGCACACAAAGUCAUCCUAAAGACUAAAGACAUGAGAGAUAUUUCUUGAGUAUUGUCAAUUGUUGUUUUUUUUCCUCUGUUGCCACUGUUCUCAAACCAGUUCAAAGCCCUUGGUGGGGUAGACUACACUUAAAAAAAAAAUAAUAAUAAAAAGUUGAACAUUUUCCAAGAUGUAA